UCCGACAGCUUUGUACCUGUAUGAGACAGGUUGAUGUGUAGAGAAUACUAUAUUGUGGCAAAAAUUGAGAAGAAAUUUUAACUUUUUCGGGAACUGUGUUACAAAGAAAGACUAUACAGAGGAUAUUUAUUUCACGAAAAUGGAUUACUUCAUCCAGGUGUAAAACAAAUUUCAUUUUGGGACAGUCCGUCUGCAUCCAACAUGGCGUUUGGUCACUUCCGAUUUUAGACUCAAACACAACGGAAUCGAUGUGUGGUUAAACUAAACAUUUGAGAGAACAUUUUUAUCCUGACACUGUUUUGCUUUUUAGUAUAUAACACUUUAAACUUGUUUUAACUACAAGUCAUGUCAGAAACAACAUUCCACAGGUGAAUCCAACUCUUUGAUGUCACGUUAUUCAAAAUGGGACCGAGAGUGUCGAGAAGAAACUGUAUCUACAAGGGCUUGGAUAGUCCGAUAUCAGUGCUACACAUACUUAUAUUUAUGCUAUUGGUGAUACAAGAACAUCUGUAUUGUGUUAAUUGCCAAGAUCAAUAUCCACCAAAAUAUUUUACAAAUCCACCACAGUGUGGUAGUAUUGUGGGCACAGGAGGAUUCAAACUAAUAACCUGUAGAGCAAGCAGUGUCCCAAAUCCAAUGUACCAAUGGAGGAAAAACGGGACUGACCUUCCCGGUAAAAAUGUAUCGCAGCUCCGUAUACAGAGCAUAAAGCGACAGGAUGCCGGCUUUUAUCAAUGUGUGGCAUACAAUGAUCUAGGAACCUUACUUUCUGAGAGCUGUGAAGUUGUCGUUGCUUAUAUGGAUGCUUUCUCAUCAACAACAGACCAAGAUGUACCUGUUCAAGCUGGAGAUGCUGUUGUCUUACAACUCCCGGAUAUUGCCUCUGUCCCUACCCCAACAAUGUACUGGUACCUCAAUCAAAACUUCAUGGAUGUAAAUGGACCAAAUCAUUAUGUCACUCUAGAUAACAAUUUGGCCUUGUUGGACAUCAGUAGCUUGUCAAAUGACAAUGCUUAUCAUGCUGAAGCUCUGAAUGGACAGUCGGGUGAUAGUGCACAAAGUGGAACAUUUACUCUUAAAGUUCAAGCUAACAAUGCAGUGGCAAAAGCGCCAACAAUUUUAGUACCUCCAAAGGAUCUGGCCGUCGUGGCAGACUUCUCAACAAUGGUGGCAUCUUUUGAGUGUGUUGUCAAUGCAAGGCCGAUCGGUGCUUUGAUAACAAAAUGGUACAGAGUUGAUGGUGCCACAAGAACAGAAAUUAUUGCAGAUAAUAACAAAUACUUCUUUGAUGAUGGGAGGUACCACCGCAGACUUCAGAUACGAACUCCGUCAUCCGCAGAUAAAGGAGUCUAUGAAUGUGAGGCAGAACUCCAGAACUCGCCUGACGGAAACACUUAUCCAAAGGAAAGUGCCCGAGCUAACUUAACAGUAUAUGAAAAACCGUUCAUCAACUCACUGAUCUCCAGUGACUAUAAUAAAGAUUAUGCGGAGACUGUCCGGGUGCCAUGUACUGCCACGGGGGACCCAACACCAACCAUACACUGGUACUUCAAUGGGGCGGAAGUUACAUCUCUUGGCAGCAACAAACAUACAGUACAAUCGGACGGGACCAUUGUGAUCACCGCUUUAGACCUGGUGGAUUCUGGGAUAUAUCAGUGUUUUGCCAAAAAUGCAGCAGGAGAGAUGGUAAAAUCUACCUGGAUUAAAGUUAACAGCUUACCCCCUGAGCUGGUUUCACCUCCUACAAAUCUUACCGUUGUGGAGGGAUCAGAUGCUCGAAUUUCUUGCAGUGCAACAGGUGCUCCAAAGCCAACCAUCUUUUGGGUCAAAGUUGUUGAUGGAGCCCCUCAGCCUAUUGUAAUUGGUGGACGAUUCCAGAUCAUGGAUGGGUCAGAUCUUUUGAUCACCACAACACAAGCCUCUGAUUCGGGUCUGUACCGGUGUAACGCCACAAAUAGUCGAGGCAGCCUGGAGGCUGAAGCUUAUCUGGCAGUUCUAGUGAGAACUCAAAUCACGGCUCCUCCACAGAACGUCUCCAAGGGCAAGGGAGAAAAUGCUCUUAUGCCUUGUAGUGUCUCCCAUGAUCCACAUAUACAAGUACAGCUCAACUGGUACAAGUUUGACCGCAUCACCAACCAGAAGAACCUUUUGAGUAAUAGCAGUCGGAUCAGCAUCAGUGGAGCGGGCACCCUUCAGAUCAUGGGCGUGUAUAACAUAGACAUCGGUUACUACCAGUGUGAGGUCAUCUCUCUGGGAGGGAACGAUAGUCGUAGGGCCUAUCUCUCUGUCUUAGAAAUCCCUCAUCAACCUGUACUACAGACUGUUGUGGUGUUACAAUCAGACUUGAGGGCAGUUAAUCUUACCUGGCAGCCGGGGUUCGAUGGCUAUGCCCCCAUCAUCCGAUUUAUUGUACAGUAUAGACAAGUUCUCUUUGUACCAGGAGAAGGUAUAAAAGAUAGUCCUGAGGAAGGAUGGGUUACCUACCCUGAGGCAGCCCCCUCUGAUAAGAACUGGUUUGUUGUGUCUGGCCUGCGACCAGCACGUAGCUACCAGUUCCGUGUUAGUGCUGUGAACAGUAUGGGCGAGGGUGCUAAGAGUGUGGCAAAACCAGUACCACCUAUUAGCAUGCCUGAACAAGCACCCAGUGGUCCACCAAAGGGAUUUUUCGGCAGUGCAAGAUCCAACUCGUCCAUCAUGCUUCAGUGGCAGGCUCCGGAUGAGGAUAAAUGGAACGGAGAUCUCCUCGGUUACACGAUUAGAUUCAGACUUGCUGAUUACCCCAGCGCUUCAUACCACCUGAGAAAUGCCACCAUCUGGCCUUUGACAUCUUACGAGUUAACAAACCUCAUCAUUUUCCAGGAAUACGAGAUACAGAUUGCUGCAUUCAACAGUCAGGGAGUUGGGGUUUACACAUCAUCGAUCAGGGUGGCCACGAUGGAAGGAACGCCUGAUGCACCACCUAGGGACAUAACAGCUACCACAGUGAAUUCAACAUCAGUGAACGUGUCAUGGCUUCCACCAGAUGCUGCCUAUUUUAAUGGAGUGAAUCUCGGGUACAAAAUUUUCAUGCAGGGUAUGAUGGAUGCAGAGCCCAGUUUACGACUUAAAGUGGCACCAGAUUCCAACAACCCAGUCGGGAUACAGACUACAUACAUUCACGGUCUGAAGAAAUAUACCAACUAUACUUUGAAGAUAACAUGUUACACGAGUAAAGGGAAUGGACCUUUCAGCUCAACUGUAGUAGUGAAGACUGAAGAAGAUGUUCCUGGUCAAGUUGGAAGUUUGUCAUUUGCCAACAUCUUGGAUAUUUCCUUGAAAGUCAUUUGGACCCGUCCUACUGAAAUCAAUGGAAUACUUCUAGAAUAUAAACUUGAGUGGGUGAAAAGAAACUCGACUGAGCCAGCUGAGUCAAUAGACUUGCAGAAGAUUUUCAAUGAUUACACUAUACGAGGACUGUCCCCUAGUACCAAUUACACUAUAAUGGUCCGUGCCAAGACAGCCAAGGGAUACGGCCCGCCGAGAUCUGCUGACAUCCAGUCUGGAGUCCCUCCAGAACAACCAACUGCCCCAAUCAACCUUGGAGUAUCAAACAUAGAGGCGACGUCUGUCCUGCUCCAGUUUAUACCCGGCUACGACGGGAAGACUUCCAUCACUACCUGGAUUGUACAAGGACAGCAGAACGAUAACACGACUUGGGGCGAAGUUUACAGGAUCUCUAAUCCUGGGGCCACCUCCCUCACAGUUCUCAAUCUUCGUCCCUUCACCGAGUAUCGCCUACGAAUGAUUGCUGUUAAUAUUGUCGGCCCAAGUUUACCCAGUCAGCCGACCAGGAAGUUUCAGACACUACAAUCGGCCCCCAGUGUUCCACCAGACAAUGUUACUGUCAGGGCGCAGAAUGCUACAGCUCUCAGGAUCAGCUGGGCUCCACUCUCCAAGAGUGAGUGGAAUGGAGCCCCACGAGGCUACCAGCUGUUUUACAAGCUCAAACAGAAUCAGGCAUACGCACAGAUUGAUCUAAACAUGGACCGUGACAAUCACUUCCUGAAUGGUCUGGAGGAGUGGAUGGAAUACCAGGUCAGGAUGAAGGCAUACAAUGAUGUGGGCAGUAGUGGUUAUAGUCCCAUCACCACGGAACGUACUCGAGAAUCAACACCAUCAGAUGGUCCUCAGAACGUGAGAGCUAUCUCAGUCUCCUCAACUUCUAUCAAUAUUUCCUGGUCGGAUGUUCCUGCUCUUGCCCAGAACGGUCUUAUCUCUGGCUACAAGGUCCAAUAUGAGUCGGUCGUAGAGAAUAUUCUGCCUGUGAUGCAAGAUGUACCUGGCAACCAGACUUACAGUGUAGUAAUUGAGGGCCUACGCAAGUUUGUGUCAUACCAGGUGCAGGUCCUGGCUUACACACGUAUGGGAGAUGGAGUCCUCAGUAUGCCUCCAAAGACUGUCAAAACAUUCGAAGAUAAGCCGGGCCCACCUGUGAUUGUGUGGUUUCCUCAAGUCACCUACACCACUGCCAAAGUCCUGUGGAGCCCGCCACUUGAGCCUAACGGUAUAGUCAGUGGGUACAUGGUGUCCUAUCGUAUCAAAAACAUGAACACUAUCACAAAUAGCUCUGAACUCCCAUCUACACAGUACGAGUUCACAGUAGCUACUCUUCAGCGCGAGACCUACUACGUCUUCAGCGUGACAGCUCGCACACACUUGGGCUGGGGAACCCCGGCGGAGGUUCUCGUUUACACCAUGAUCAACCGCACUAUCCCUGACCGUCCAUCAUUACCAUCGAUCACAUCAGAAGUUGGACCACGGUCGGUGGUGAUCAGCUGGCAGCCUGCCUUUGAUGGGUAUGGCCCACUCAGGAAUUACACCAUACAAUACCGAAGUGAGAACGGAGACUGGAGUACGACCCCUGAAACUGUACCCCCGGAACUCAAUUCCUACAAAGUGACUGGCUUGCACCCUAACACACAGUAUUGGUUCCGAGUGGCAGCCACUAAUGAUGUAGGAAUGAGUCCAUUCAGCGACGAAUCCUUACCAGUCAUGACAUUGGAGGCUUUACCAGAAGGAGCGCCACAGAAUCUGCUUGUAGUACCACUAACAACCACCUCUGUUAGAGUAGCAUGGCAGCAACCUCCGACCCUGACAUGGAAUGGUGCCCUGCUGGGCUACAUUGUUCAGUAUAAGCAGGUGGAUAUGAACAGCUAUCAGGAAACACCAGUGGAUUAUCGUCAGUACAGCACGAUUUUGGAACAGCUAACGAAAGAUGUCAACUACGAGAUCCGUAUCAUUGCUUUCAAUAGCAAGGGGAAUGGUCCACCUAGCACACCUACCAUUGUAUAUGUAGGGGAGGCAGCUCCUGCUGCUGCUCCCACAAACAUUUUGAUCCAGGCUGAGAAUUCCACAGAAUUGAUGGUCUUCUGGCAACCACCACCACCAGACAAGCAGAAUGGCGACCUAUCUGGUUACAAGAUACAAUACUGGAUGACUACGGAUGGGAUUGCCUCCGGUGUUCAGAUAAUUGUCAGAGAGAAACAGGCGUUACUUCAAGGCCUCCAGAUCUUUGCUAACUACUCUGUGACAGUACAGGCAUACAAUCUGGCCGGUGAAGGACCAAAGAGUAAUAUCUUCUAUGGACGGACCCUGGAGGGAGUCCCGGAGAUUCCUGAGUACAUUUUGUUUACCAACAUCACUUUGACCUCCCUGAAUGUCUCCUGGGCACCCCCUACGCAACCUAACGGUGUCAUCAUCGGCUACGAGUUAACAUACUCGCUACAACAUUCUAAUGAAGAGAGCCGACUUGUGAAGUUGACAGUGAGUGGCUCUAGACAUUACGUGAUCAUCGACAAAGUGGAGGAGAAUGGUACUUACUUCUUCAGUGUGAAGGCUCGGACGUCUGUAGGGUUUGGACCGGAAAGGGUGGGCAAGGUCACCAUGGGCCCACAACCAGGCUCCCCUGGGCAGCCAUAUCGACCGUCUGUGGAGAUGACUGAUGAUGGCACUGUCAUGCUCAAAUGGAUUGGAGGUAAACGUGGAGACUCUGAUAUCAUUGGCUAUCGUGUGGAGGCAAAAACUAUAAAAAAGCGUAGUUGGGAGAAAGCACCGGUAUACCAGACAACAACAAAUAUUACAGAGGCUCGCUUUUCCUUCCCUGCGGUAUGUUCAGCUGAUGGAUGUCAGUUCAGGAUCAGAGCUUUCAAUUGGAUUGGUAUCAGUCAUGCUAGUGACCCCUCAGAGGUUAUAGCCCCACUUGCGAUCACCAAGGCUUUCCAUUACGAGUGGUGGUUUGCCGUCAUCAUGGCCCUCUCUGGACUUAUUGUCAUCCUGCUCAUCAUUUCCUGUCUGUGUUUAGUUGCCCGUAAGGGUAAAAAAGAUCCAAAGAAAGCUACUCCUAAUGUGGCAAUAUCCACGACCAACCUAGAAUCACUAGAUACAGAGGAGGGCGGGUUCGCUACCAUGGAGAUGAGACGAUCAAACCGUAGAAGUAUGACUAGCAGUCGAAACGGCAAUGCUAGAACAGCAGGAAUCUAUGGAAGAGCGCCACCUAGACCAAGUCCUGCAAGUGUUACAUACUCUGAUUAUGAUGAAGGAGCAACAGCAAAGAGUGCUUUGCCUGAUGAUGAUGAUGAUGAUGUCGACGAUGACAGCAGUGUCACUGAAAAACCGUCAAACUAUGGCGACUCUUUAUCAGCAAGCGAUGCUGAGAGUGAUGAUAGCGACAAGUUACCUCCCCCUCCGUCCUCUCCUCCUCCGCCACCUUUUACUGCCAAUCCAUAUGUCAAUGAUCUAGCACGACGGUCAUGGCGACAGAACUCUCAGGACCAGAAUCAGCCUCAGACAAGUCAUUAUAAUGCAUAUACCUACACAGACAGCGAGGCGGAGAGUAGUCACUAUGCUCUCAGUUUAACAGGACAAAUGAUUAUAAACAACUCCGCUGGUUCACGUGCUCCACUUCCAGGGUUCUCCUCAUUUGUAUGAUAAUGUCUUGUUUUCAGUGGAUUUGAGAAAUUCUAAUAGAAAUAUUUCGGGAGUUCUAACAUAAUUUUUGUUAGAAAAUAUUCGUCCUGUGGAGAAAGACAUCAAAACCGCCUCUCAUUGCUUGAAUCUUGUAUCUAGAGGUUAGAUGUGUAAUCUCAGUGUUAAGGUGUACUGAUGUCAGGAGUUCUUUCCUUUGAAAAAUUUCUCGAUCCCUUAAAGUUGAAGGUUCCCAUGACUACCCAGUGUAUACCUGACAAAUGUGUUCAGUAUUUCCGAGAAGUAUGAUUAUGUGAACUUGUGCCUUGAAUAUUGAUAUUCCAACAAUAUAUCAUGCAGCAAAAACAUAUAUUUUGUACAGUUUUCUACAGAAAAUUGACUACAAAUGCUAAUAAUACCAAAAGCGUUGUGAAAUCAUAUUUUUAUAUUCUCACAUAUCUCUGUCAUGUUCUGUCAUUUUCAAAUGAAAAUAUGCAAGAAUUGUGUAAAUGUAAUCAGAUUGCCAGCGAUGAUAACUGUACUGUUAAAAAAGCUUCCAUACAAAACUGAAUCAUGAGUGUGUCUGUGUGGCCAUUCGAGCUCAAGUCUCGUGUCUCUUCCUCGCCAUAGGCAACCUGCCAAAUGAGUCUGUUCAACGAGUGUCUCAAAUGUGAUUCAAAAUGUGUCUGAACUUGUGAAAAAGGCAGAAAAUAUCACAUUUAAA
This is a messenger RNA of Pecten maximus, 7666 nucleotides long. RefSeq names its product protein sidekick-like. Gene Ontology annotation, molecular function: protein binding. Lineage: Eukaryota; Metazoa; Mollusca; Bivalvia; Pectinida; Pectinidae. The record is from RefSeq and is a predicted model, not a curated record. The coding region runs from base 403 to 6966 and encodes 2187 amino acids. The transcript has 34 exons.